Messenger RNA from Rhodofomes roseus, 1850 nucleotides. Its product is annotated as EXS-domain-containing protein. The record is from RefSeq and is a predicted model, not a curated record. The coding region runs from base 225 to 1715 and encodes 496 amino acids. The transcript is spliced from 4 exons. Gene Ontology annotation, cellular component: membrane; cytoplasm. Lineage: Eukaryota; Fungi; Basidiomycota; Agaricomycetes; Polyporales; Fomitopsidaceae.
GGACACGAACGCUGUGUUUGAAUUUCGCAUCUUGUUUGUUUCGGUCCUUCCAGCCACCGCAAAGCCCUCAGCGCACCGCGCGCGCAGCCUCCACACACAGCCGUCGCUACUCCUGGCGGCAGUGCUCUGAUUUUUGCUGCCGAAGCACCACAGACAUGCUCAGCCUCCGUCUGACACAACGCCGCUAAUCUCAUUCGCAAAGCUCGACACCAACAACCCCCAAAAUGCCUGAUGACCUACCCGAUGAACUCCUUUUCUCCGCCGCCUUCCCGCUUCCUUUUCGUGUUCUUAGCCUCGCGGGCUUAGGGAUCCUCGGCUGGGCCGCGAAUGUACACGGCUUGCAUGUGGCAGGCAUCGAUGCUCGCUCCGUACUGGAUCUGGACUCCUACGACCCACGCUAUGGCCGACGCGCUUUGGGGGCGGGCGACCGUCGCGGAACGGGUUGGAAGUACUUCCAGAGCCCAGUUUCUGUCUACCGUCCCGUGUACAGCCUUUUCGUGGCGUAUGCAGCAUGGGUCGCCACAAACUGGCUCCUGUAUAGGUACGCGACGUACGUGGAUCUGGAUCGCGUGGACACGUUCAAGUUCAUCCCCGCCAUCGCUGCCCUCGUGGUCACGAUGGUCCUCGUGUCCCCGUUCAACAUCUUCGAGAAGGCAGAGCGCGAUAGGUUCCUGCACGCGAUACACAGAUGUCUAUUACCCUCUCCACGUCGCGUUCACUUCACCGAAGUCGUGUUCGCCGAUGUUUUCACCUCGUUUGCGAAAGUUCUCGGAGACCUCUGGCUUUCGUUCUGGAUGCUUAUGCCCGGGGGUAGCUUGCUUGUUCUGCCGACACAGGGAGGUCUUGCAAGUUGGAUAAUGCCAACGUUAAUGAGUGUGCCAUACGCCGUUCGCUUCAGACAAUGUCUCAUAGACUAUAGAGCCCCGGGCAAUACUAGCUCAAGGCCGCUGUACAAUGCAUUGAAAUAUGCGACAUCAUUCCCCGUCAUCUAUUUGUCUGCCGCUCAGCGCAUCGUUGUCUCAGAACUGCAAGCCGUCAAAGGCGAUGCCGUCGUGCAUGAAGCAUGGCACGGAGAGCAUGCCUUGUUCCGACUCUGGCUCUUCGCAGCAGUUGUGAACUCCUUAUAUUCAUUCUGGUGGGACGUUACACAUGACUGGGGGUUCGACCUCCUCGUUCCCCGUUCCUUCGCUUCCGAGGGCGCCCCUCGUCGGCCGCAUCGGACAUCCUCACCUCCACGCCCACUCGUGCUCCCUGGCCUGUACUCUCCGGUCGCAAUGCUCACUCCCGGACCCGCUCCUGCCCUCUCCGACUCCUCCAAGGAAUCGCUGCUUCCGCACGAGCGCGAACACCCUGGCUUACGCAGGUCACCAGCCUCAUGGCAUCCGUUCGGUCUGCGACCGAAGCUGCUCUUCCCAUUACCCGUAUACCCAUUCGCCAUCGUAGCCGAUCUCAUACUGCGGUUGACGUGGAGUGCGAAGCUGUCCAGUCAUCUGCACACGUAUACCGACGGCGACUUGGUCAUUUUCUGCUUCGAGCUCGCGGAGGUUGUAAGAAGAUGGAUGUGGGUAUUCAUACGCGUGGAAUGGGAGAUCGUGAAGGAAGGAAAGGAUGGGCACGUGCGCAGUCCCCCUUUGGGCCCGACACUUGGCCUCGGUGACGAAGAUUACGAGAUGGUCGCUGCGAAUCAGAACGGUCAUGACGGACCUGAUGGUUAGUAUUAUAACAAUGCUCGGUGUAGACCGGAACUAUAUAUAUGUGUGUACGCGGGUAAGCUUCGUUCGGCUGUGCCUUGAGCGCAAUGUAGUUUAUUAACAUUCAGAGCCUGCAGAUGCGACUAUAAUGGUAUUUAA